CGAGGGAGUAAUAAAAAUUGUGCACGAUCGAUCUCACGGGGAGCUCGUGGGCGUAGAAAGUUAGAAACAUAGUCAAAUAUUUUAAGCUUCAAAAUCAAAAGGAGAAAGUCAGACAGAUACAAUAACCUUUGAUUGGUGAGUGAUUCAAUCUACUCUGCUUCAAUUCCAACGCCUGCCUGAACUUAACGCCGCUCAUCCGCCAUUGUUGUUGCAGUCAAAUUAUCAACCCUUGUUGCAAAAGUCGAGAAGCUCAACAACAUUAUGGAAGUAGUUGCUUCUGCGCCUGGGAAAGUUUUGAUGACCGGGGGCUAUCUUGUUUUGGAGAGAUCAAAUGCCGGACUGGUGCUGAGUACUAAUGCUCGGUUUUAUGCUAUUGUGAAGCCUAUCUAUGAUGAAGUAAAAUCUGAUAGUUGGGCAUGGUCAUGGAUGGAUGUGAAGCUAACAGCUCCUCAACUUGCAAGGGAAACGAUGUAUAAAUUUUCAAUGAAGAAGUUAACUCUCCAUUGUGUUUCAUCAAGUGAUGCAAGAAACCCUUUUGUGGAACAAGCUGUGCAGUAUGUUAUAGCAGCUGCCCAUGCUAGGAUUGGCCAAGAUAAAAAGGAUAUACUGCAGAAACGCCUUUUACAAGGUCUUGAUAUCACAAUUAUGGGUGCCAAUGAGUUUUAUUCAUAUCGGGAUCAGUUAGAAGCUCGUGGACUGCCUCUCACCCCGGAAUCAUUGUCUGUACUACCUCCUUUUUCUUCAAUUACUUUCAAUGCAAACGAUGCAAAUGGUGCACAUUGCAAACCUGAAGUUGCUAAAACUGGAUUGGGUUCAUCUGCAGCAAUGACGACUGCAGUGGUUGCUGCUCUCCUUCAUUAUCUUGGUGUAUGUCAUCUUCAGGAAAGUAAUAAUGCUGAUCUUGAUCUAGUGCACAUGAUAGCUCAAACUUCUCAUUGCAUUGCCCAAGGGAAAGUUGGCAGUGGGUUUGAUGUUAGCUGUGCAGUUUAUGGCAGUCAACGUUAUGUCCGCUUUUCACCAGAAGUUCUAUCAUCUGCUCAGGUUGCAGGGAUAGGAGCACUACUUCAUGAAGUCAUUGUUGAUGUCAUGGAAGGAAAGUGGGAUCAUGAGAUGACUAGGUUUGCUUUGCCGCCAAGAAUGACUCUUUUGCUUGGAGAGCCAGGAAGUGGCGGAUCUUCCACACCAUCAAUGGUUGGUGCUGUUAAGAGGUGGCAGAAAUCUGAACCUGAAAAAUCUCUUCACACAUUCACAAAAUUGUCAGAAGCAAAUUCAAUGCUUGAGAAACAAUUAAAUAAGUUGAAGAAACUAGCAGAGGAAGAACGUAUGGCAUAUGACAGCAUCAUUGAUAGAUGUUGCCAGCAUAAAUCAGAAAAGUGGAUGGAACAAUCAGUUGCCCCAAGUGAGCAAGCAGUCGUUGAAGCACUACUAGGAGCUAGGAAUGCUAUGCUGGACAUUAGAGGUCAUAUGCGUCAGAUGGGAGAAGCUGCUGGUGUUCCGAUUGAACCAGAUUCACAAACUCGGCUUUUGGAUACUACCAUGGAUAUGGAGGGUGUCUUGUUGGCUGGAAUUCCUGGAGCAGGUGGAUUUGAUGCAGUUUUUGCAGUAACAUUAAGUGAUAUAAGCAGCAAAGUUGCAAAUGCAUGGAGCUCACUCAAUGUUUUGGCUCUUCCAAUUAGAGAAGAUCCUCAUGGCGUGAGUUUGGAAAAUGGUGAUCCACGGUUGCAGGAGAUCACAUCAAGAAUUUCUUCAGCAAAUAUCAACUAAAUCUUAACAUGAACAGAAUUUGGGUUUGUGCUCGAUGGUGAAAUCCGUUCUUAUGUACUCGAAUUUCGCUACUUGUGAUGCUCUGUGUAUUAAAUUUGAUUGCUUAUAAUACCACAAAUAAAGAGUACGGAGUAGAAUAUUGCUAGAAUGAAUAAUACAUUAUUGUUUUUAAAUUUCAAAAUAAAUAUGCAGUGGUAUUAAUUUAGUGAUA
Molecule: messenger RNA, 1975 nt
Organism: Chenopodium quinoa (quinoa)
Lineage: Eukaryota; Viridiplantae; Streptophyta; Magnoliopsida; Caryophyllales; Amaranthaceae
Product: phosphomevalonate kinase, peroxisomal-like
Exons: 11
Coding region: 262-1764 (500 amino acids)
Biological process (GO): isopentenyl diphosphate biosynthetic process, mevalonate pathway
Cellular component (GO): peroxisome
Molecular function (GO): ATP binding; phosphomevalonate kinase activity
Source: RefSeq, a predicted model, not a curated record